AUGUCUGAGCUGACCUCCCUGUCCAGCCUUGACCUCGCGGGAGGCUACACACAGGAGUUGUCUCCCCAGACAGUGCUACAACCCUCCAGCUCUACUCUCGUCUCUGUUCCACCACAACACGUUUCUCGAUCGUCGUCGCCCUAUGAUCUUCCUGAGGUCUUGAGCCUUUAUAUCCCCGAGAAUGCGCGUCCAAAGUACGGGCCUGGCUCCAGUGGGCUUGUUAUGCCCCUAUCGAUCUCUUCAGGUCUCCCACAACAGAUCCCUCUAUCCUGGGCAGAGUUCGUUGACCGCAGUCCCAACUCGCUCCCCGCACAUCCAAGCCCUUCGCCUGGCUCUGAGGGUCUUGCUAUCGAGACCCAGAAUGCGGAUACGACUACUCUCCUAGCGACGUCUGCCAUCAGUCCUUGUCUAGACUCCAUCACCCCUCCACCGACACCAGACGAAAGAACGGCCGCCCAGGCGCUACUCUGCUUGUUCCACUCUCCACCGGCCCCCGAUCUCUCGUCUCCCGCUUCGGUGCCUAUACCCCCUUCGUCAUUUCCUGAGGUCGCUGUCACCUCAUCAGAUCCACCCUCGUCUGAGCCACCCGCCGGGCGGGAUUGCGCUCAGUGCGAGCGCACCACCGCCUCUGAGCAUGUCGUCUGCGCGUUGGAGUCCUACUUUGCCUCAGUGGAGGACCCGGCCAUAGCCCUGGACGAGGGCGACAAACCGGAUUCAGGAGACGAGGACGAAGACAUGGUUGAUGAGCUACUUGUUGGCGAGUAA
Messenger RNA from Dichomitus squalens LYAD-421 SS1, 765 nucleotides. RefSeq lists its product as uncharacterized. Bases 1 to 765 code for a protein of 254 amino acids. NCBI's taxonomy places the organism in Eukaryota, Fungi, Basidiomycota, Agaricomycetes, Polyporales, Polyporaceae. The transcript is spliced from 2 exons. The record is from RefSeq and is a predicted model, not a curated record.